CGGCUCCGAAUUUAAAGGACCGUAUUAAAGAUUUGGAAAACUGUGGAGCCCAAUAGAAUUUAGUUUGACGGAUUCACGCCAUGUAAAACACACCAGAGAAUGGGGAACUACGGGCUGUUGAUACUUGUGUUACUUGCCAUACUGGGAAAAUAUAAUGUAGAGGCUAACUCUUUUGAACCACAACUAGUGGAAAAUGGACAAAACGUGCUUAAAGUGAAGCAAGAAGAUUACGUUUACGGUUGGUGGGGUUACAAUUACUAUCACUACUACAACAGCUACUACAACACCGGAAUCUACUGCUAUCGCUACGGAUAUUAUUACAGCUAUGGUAGAUACCAUAAUAAAAGAUGGAGAUGCACAAGAAUUACGUAUAAAUAUAAGUGUAUGUUAGGCUACAGAUCACACGGACUAAACCACUGUCCUUAUGCAAUUUGUGCCGGACAAACAAAUCCCACUGGAGCAUGUAACCAACAUGAACAAGUGUCCACGAAAUUCGGAAUGCAAUGGAAAUAUUCCCAAGGGUCCUGCAUAUCUCCAGAGAACUGUCACAACUGCAGCAUUUAUUACUACAAUAAUGGUCCAAGGUGUACAGCUUGUCCAAAAAUUGCUCAUUGUCUGGAAAUGCAUUGUUUUGAUACCGCUGCGUCCACAAUUUGUGCCAACUGUGAAGGGGUUGUCAGGGACGCACCGUACUACAGAGCUUACGUUAGAAGUGAUGAUAAAAAGCAGUGUUUACAAGCUUGCUCUUGGCGAAGUGACAGCACUAGGUGUUACCCUGGAUACUGUGACGGGGAGCUGGCGGCAAAUUGCAGAUGUGUGCAGGGAUUUACUGGAAAACACUGUGAAAUAAUGACAGAGCAUGCAAACAUCGUAUCGAAUUGGUUCAAUUUGAGGCACAAACAUUACGUCCUAAAUAACCCAUCGGGUACUGUAGACGCAGGACCACACCCCAUCAUCUGGUCAAACUAUGGAGGUUGGGAUCUGGCGGAAACAGUUUGGAAUGCCCAAUAUGUAAUCAAAGAGAGACUACACACUAAUUCAUCUCAUUAUAUCAAGGAAUUUGUUUAUGGAAUCAUCAAGGCAGGGACAGUUUUGAAUUUCACACAAAAUGUAAUGGUGCCAGUCAUCACCUAUUUCAAUACUACAGAUUUAGCAAAUGAGACCAUGAAUUCAAAUUUGACAUUUGGAGCAGACAACACUUCUAUUGGUGUAAAUAAUACAUCGUCCAUGGACUUCAAUGUCACUUGGGUACCUAAAACUAUUGAAAUUAUUGAAAAGUAUCACUGCCCCAAAGUUUCUAAGUUAAAACCUGCAACAUCGUCAUUUGAAUGCAGAAAGAAUUUUUCAUUGGAGUCAGGAUCAGAACCUUUAAAUUUUAGUACUGGGGAUACAAUGACAUUCACUAUAGAAGCUGAUAUAGGUGGGUUUCUUAUUAUGGAACACCGGGAAAACCAUGUAAAUGAAACACACAAUUUGAUAGGCACCACAAAGACAUUGGAGUACGUUUUCCGAUGGGACUUUGUUCUCCCUUAUCACUGUGUAGAAAAAGAAACGAAUACCGAAAACUGUGUGGACCCGCUAACUGUUCAAGACCUAACAGAACAAUCUACUAUAAGCAUAACCUGGGGUGAUUGGUUUGACGACUUAGCAGGACUUCAGGAAUACAAAUAUCAGAUACAUGCAGUCUCAAACCGAAACAACAUUCUCAAAGAAGAUGGUCCUCUAAAAGAUGGAGGUGAAGGAACAAUACACCUCAACGAAACAUUUAAAGAGCUAAACCUUCCUGGAACAGGGUUAUACUCUAUUCACCUGACGGCCUAUGAUAAGGCGGGCAAUUACAAAAGUACAAGGCGGUUUGUGUUGUUUGAUAGUAAUUCGCACGUGUCACACAAUCCAUACGAACACUCGCGUGUAGACACUGGCUCAGAAAACACAAAUUACACGUGGGUGGUGGACAAUACAACAACUAUUGAAGUAACUUGGAAAAAGAGAUUUCGAAAUGCUUUACAUGACCAUAAUAAAUGGUUGAAUGAAAUCUCGGAAAGUCACGGAAUUGCUGAAGCCUAUGACGAUUACACAGGCAUAAGGAAUGUGACACACAUUAAGAAUGUAUAUGGAUGUGUUGACUUUAGAGUAGAAUAUUUUGUAUACGAUGGAACUGGUGUAAAGGAUCAUCAGCCUUCUACCCCAGUACAGGACAUCUCCACAGAAUCUGAAUUCCUCAGAUUGAAUUGGUGGGACGGGGAUAAAGCAGUAAUAACGGUUAUUGCCGUUGAUAUCUUUAGUAAAACAUUAAACGACACACUGACAGUUUACAGAGACGCAUCGCCACCAGUGAUAGAGAACCUUUGGUUAACACGAGGAGAGAGACUCAAUAUCAGCGUACACAGAUUGGAGGAUUUUACAGAAAUGACGAUUGAAUGGGUGGCAUAUGAUUAUCACAGUGGUAUAGACAGUAUCUACUGGAGGUUGUAUGAUAAUUUCACUGGAGAAAGCAUUUUGCAUGGACAUGAGGAUCUGUUUGCUCAAGGCUCAUCUCAAGAUAUAAAUGAAUGUAAACUUAAAUACGGAAACUACAGCAGAGGACCAAACUGUUACCAAACAAACCACUGGGGAGCGUUUCACAGACAUUAUCAAAUAAAACCGGAAGUAAAGAGAGACGGGGGACUCGUUCAUGGGAAAGAUGUCGGAUUACAUGACUCUGAUUAUUUCUUAAAAGUUAAUGCAACAAACAAAGCUCUUUUAUCGACCAUUCUGACAAAGAAGAUAACAAUUGAUAUUUCACCUCCACAUACCGGAACUGUACAAGACGGCAUUAGAGGAACUGACGAGAUAGACUUCCAACAGAGCAAGACGCUGAACGCUUACUGGGAUGGCUUUUUUGACAAAGAAAGCGGUGUUAUGUUUUACAUGUAUGGUUUUGAUACCAAGCCCAUUCCCUCAUCCGAAUUCCAAUUAGAUUCGAUCAGCUCUAUCGUAAAAGAAACUUACUCGCUCGAAGCCUCCCAUACAGUUACCUCAGAGGGGACGUAUUACGCCUGCGUGGUCGCCUAUAACCGUGCUCUUGAGCCCUCUGACCCAGUUUGUUCUGACGGUGUCACUGUCACCACAGAUGUUCCUUAUGUGACUGAGGUAGACAUAAGUAAUGCCCAUGUAAGAGAGGGAUUGGUCACAGACGUGGGGAGAACAAACUACUGGGUCAUCAGUACAAACAGGCGCAGACGAUUAAUUCAUAACCCAACAACAGAUUGUGUGAAUAAGGCUGUAUCUGUGUCCAACGUUGAAAUGUUCCCAAUAGAAUAUCACGCAAAUAGAUCUACUGUUAGAGUUAAUGGGUCGUUAGUAUGUGCCAACACAUCAGCAACAUCCUUAGUAACUAGUCCAAUGAUUUCCAAAUCAUCAAAUAUAAAAUUAUCCUGGUCUUCAAAUGAAACGUUAAUCCACGAUUAUGAAGUUGGAUUAUCUACACUUUCGGGAAGUACUGCUCCAGAUAUCAUGACCUUCCGAUCUUCCAAACAACACUGCCAUAUUAAUCUGAUGCACACGGAUCUUCCAGAAGGAAAACCUUUCUAUUUCAUCAUUAAAACAAUCAGCAAAUCAAACAUCAUAGGCAUUCAGUCAAUUGGACCUUGUUUUAUUGACACGACUCCACCAACAUUUUUUCCAUCGAUUUCUGUCAGCCAUGACAAUGGUCACUUAGUAGUAUCCUGGAAUGUUGGGAGUUUUAACGACCCAGACGAUCCAUUCCCUCUUCAUUUAAAAGUUGCUGUUGGUCAUAGUCCUAGAGGUACCCAGGUUCUGAAGUACUCCCCUUUGAAGGCCGGUGCCAGCUGUAGUAUAACAGAGCCACCAACAUGUACAACCAUUCCUAUAUCUGACACAGAGUGGGGACUGCACGGAAAUCAUACAUACUACGUCACUGUGAAGGCAGAAAAUGCUGCAGGACUGAUAUCUUAUGGUGUGUCCGAUCCUUACAUUCAUAACGUUCAGCUUCCCUCAACUGGAAUUGUCAUGGAUGUACCUAGCAGCACUGGAAGUUUUUUCAUCGACAUAGCAGACAUUGAUUUUACAUCUACAAAUCACAGCUUAUCUGCUAGAUGGACAGGUUUCUAUCAUGCAUAUAUUGAUGUGACUUAUCGUUUUCGUGCUGGAACAUCACCUGGAGCCUCUGAUACAGUUCCAGAUAAGGAUGUUGGAACAAACGAAUCUUACACGGAGAAUGGACUCUCUUUAAUUGCUUUCAAGACCUAUUACGUCACAAUUAUUGCGGAGUCGGCUGCUGGAUCUGUGAACGUCACAUCAGAUGGAGUCACUGUUGUCCAAGAAAACGCCAUCUUGAAUAAUGUCACAGUCUACGAUGGAGAACCUUGUGUUGAAGCAGAUAUGAAUAUUUCUGCAAGAUUUGACCAUCAUGAUUGGAAUAUUCAAAGGAAUUGCACGACUGAUGUUGACUUCCAGACAUCGACGGAUACUCUAAGUGCAUAUUGGGAGAUCCCAGUCGAGUUAUUGCCAUUCACACCCGACGUGUAUUUUUCAGUAGAAAAGAAAUCAUUUUAUGGUGACGAUUGGAGUUUAUUCCAAGACUACAGAUACAACCACGGUCACCAUCAGGCUCAUGUUACGGGGCUUCUGUUAGAUCCCGGGAGACUCUAUCGGUUUGUUGUAAAGCUUUGUGCACGGGAAACGUGCUAUCAGCCAGUCCACAGCAACGGGGUCCUAGUUCUAGCAAACCCACCUGUCACGAAUACAAUACAUGUGAAUCAUGAUAAUACUACAACUUCCGAAAAACUGCAAGUGGUAUUAGAUAUGUUUGCUGAUCCUGACUUACAAAUUCCAGAAGAAAAAUACGGGGUCGUUGACAAAUACGAAUGGGCCAUAACUGACCAAUCAGAGAUUGGAAGACUGCAUACUCGCUGGCACAGACUCGAUGAUUAUGACGUCAUACCCCAUAAAUACCAAAUGGAAUUUAUCAUCUCGUUAGAUGGGUCAUUCGAUUUUUCAAAAUGCCGAAAAUUGACAGUUCGUGGCUAUAACAAAGCUGGACUCUAUUCGACUGUAUCUUCAGAGAUAAAGAGCUGUAGCGCAUUUGAUCCAGUACUUAUUAAACCAAACAUUGUAAUAGAUGCUGUGGGGACUCCAGACCCAAGUAGAGACGGAUAUGGAGAAGCAAUCUUACUGCAAACAAACGCAAGAUGGCCACAUCCAGAUAAAGACUAUACUCCUAACAUGAACUAUAUAUCAGCUGUAUGGCCCACUCUACGCUACAAUUCCUACACUGUAGCAGUUAUCAUAGCACGAAAUAUGGAUGCCACGUCUUAUUAUCUCCCAUCGACCACCUUAUCCCUCUCAGAUCCUUGUAGUCACCCAGAUGCUGUCAAAUGUGACACUACAGAGCAUGAAUUCAUAAACGUGAAAUUUAAGGAAGGUGAACUUCAACAUGGACAUCGUUACAUUGUUUGCAUUCAUACGGAAUAUACAGAAAUACAACAUGAAAAAUGGACACAGGUUUUACCUGAGAUAAACUCAUGCAGUGAUGGCAUUGUUGUGGAUCUAACUCCACCGACCGCAGGAAAUGUUUGGAUUGGAACUCAAGGACAACGCUAUCAGAUAUCUACAACAGGCAUGUUCAUUAGUUGGGGCUCAUUUGAAGACGUCGAAGAAUUUCAAACAAUAUCACAUUCAUCUGGCAUACAGAACUACAUGUUGGGGAUAGGUACCUCCGUUGGUGGAAAUGAUGUAGUGGCUUUUUUGGACGUUGGUGUUGUCAAUCAUAAAGCUAUCCAUGGCCUAACACUCCACGGUGGUCACACGUACUAUGCAACUGUUAAAGCCACUGAUUUUUCCAAUAGAACUACAGUCCAAACUUCAGGGUCUGUUACAGUUGACACGAGCCCACCAAUUAAAUUUGACAAGCCAAUCACUCUCCCAGGACGUCACAUCACAUCCACAGCAGAGAUUGAGGCAUGUUGGAAGGAUGUGUUCAGAGACCCUGAAAGUGGAAUUGACUUCUUCAUGUGGUCUAUCGGUUCGCAACCAGGACACUCUGACAUCAUGGAGUUCACUAAAGAAAGUUCUGAAUGUGGAAUCAAUAACAAAAAUCAAAGGCUUGACAUAAAAGAAGGUCAUGCUUAUUAUAUAACUGUAAAGGCAUACAACAAGGCUCGUUUGAUGACAAUUGCAACAUCCUGGGCGUACAUCGUGGAUUUCUCACCGCCAAUACAAGGGCAAGUUUUCGAUGUUUUGCCUUCUGGAGACGGAAGCACUGAUAUAGAUUAUCAAACGGAUAUGUCCAGGAUAAGAGUGGUUUGGAGUGGAUUUCAUGAUCCCCAUUCUGUGAUCAAGGAGUAUUUUGUGAGAAUUGGCACCUGCCCGUUCUGUGACGACGUGCUCCGACAGCAGGAUAUUGGCCUUGUAAACGAAAUAGAAGUUGAUUAUGUACAUAUCGGUCCUGGCUUAACUUACUUCACGACUGUGUCAGCAUGUAAUACGGCUGAUAUGUGUACUAGUGCUAUCUCAGAUGGUGUGAUAUUCGACAACAGUCCUCCUAAUGUUGGUUUGGUCAUUGAUGGGACUUCCUCCGAAGACGUAGAAUACCAAUCAAUAAGAAAUUGGAUUGGUGCAAAAUGGUACGGAUUUUCUGAUCCCCAAUCUGGAAUAUCUCAUUAUAUUUGGUGGGCCGGUACCACCCCUGGUGGAAAUGAUAUAUUACAAGAAAAAGAAGUGCAUUUAGUUGAGACUGCAACUGCAUACAAUUUUUCUCAACAACUACCAGAAUCAAAGCGAAUCUAUGUGACCGUUAGAGCCUACAAUAAAGCGGGAUUGUAUAGUGAUGCAAUAUCUAGUGGAUUUCUUGUGGAUACGACACCUCCCUUAAUAAGCAGUGGUCCAAAGUUUACCAGAGACUUUGGAUUGGUUGCAGAUACCCAAUUUUAUAGGUCAUCAGUAAAAGUUGAGUGGAAAGUCGCAGAUCCAGAAACGCACAUUGAGAGACAAUACCUAUCUCUGAAAUCGCAUCAUGGAGGUGACUUUCAACAUUCUUCAACACAGAUAAAUGGUAUCGCAAGAGAUUAUAUUCUGAAUGAUCUGACGCUUCAUGACGGGGUCAGGUAUUAUGUUACCCUUGUAUCCUGCAAUGGCGCUCAGAUCUGUUCCUCUUCUACCUCAACUGGUGUUUUAGUAGAUAGCACUCCUCCAAGCAGAGGUACAUUUGCAAUACAGACAGACCAUUCAGUAGAUAAAGAACUAGAACGCCAUGUCUCAGGGUUUAUGACAUGGUGGAAGUAUGCUGUGAACAUAGCUUGGUUAGGGUUUGCGGAUGCCCAUUGCGACAUCAUGAAUUAUUUUGUUAAUAUUGGAUCUGCUUAUAUGGGAGCGGAUCUUAAUGCUGAGGAAGGCAUCCCUAAAACGAUAAACCAUUCGAACAACGGAAAAGAUUGCUACGACGAGGGUAAAGUUCAAACGUAUAGGAUUCCGACUCAGAAGCUUGUGGGCUAUGAUUAUUUGUAUAUCAGCGUUUGGGCAGUAAACCAGGUAGGACUGUCAAGUGCGAUUAUUCAUUCGAAGUUUAAGAAAUUACCCCAGGGAAUAUUGUCGUUAGUGAGGCGUUGUGAUUCUGAAGAUUGUGAAGGACAAUGUGUGUGUAGCCCUCAAGACAAAGUGUGUCAUAAUAAUGGUUCCACAUGUAAUGACGUCACAAUAGGGAAUCCUAACAAUUUGCUUCAAGUGUCGGACGUAAUGUUUGGCUCACCAGAUAUACACUAUUCACCCAGUAAUACCGUUCUCCAGGGUCGUUGGACCAUAGUUCACAGACAAGGCAGCAAACCAUAUAUGUAUCAAUGGAGUGUUGGCUUAACAGCUCAUGAUGUUCCAGUAGGGAUAUUUGAUCCGGAACAUGAUCGUGUCUGGCAUGAUGCUGGGCAACUUAACUUUGUCGUUUUUACCACAACACCAGGACAAGACCUGGAAGAGACAGUUUCUUUUUCUGUAUUUGUGAAAGCAUGGUACAAUAGAAAUACUUACGCCGUAUUUAAAUCAAGUGGUGUAAUCGUCGACACCAAGAAACCUGCCGUUCAGGACAUUCUUGGAAGUUCUAUUUCUGAAAGGAUGAUCAUAAGUACAAUGAAAGACGAUGACUACACACGAGAAGGCAUUUCUAUGAUGGUGAAUUGGACGAAUAAAUUUUCAAAGGAUAAGACGACCAUAAAAUCGUAUCGUGUUUACAUAAGUACCAGCCCAGAGGGUCAUGAUGUGUGGGACAGUGGUGAAGACUUGCCAAACACAGAAACAACGUAUCUGGUUCGAAGUGUAUCACUUGUACCCGGAGUCCGAUACUUUGUGAAUGUGAUCGCCUAUGGUUUCUCAGGAAUCCAUCACACCGAGUCGUCAGACGGAUUUGUCAUAGACAAUACGAGACCAAAGGCUGGAGUAGUGUUUGAUGGAAUAGGAUUACAUGAUAGGGAGUAUCAAAAUUCCUCUAAAAUAGUUGGUGCUCAUUGGCAUGGGUUUUUAGACAUGGAAUCCGGAGUAAAAAACUACUUUUGGUGUGUGGGUAACACGUCAUCUAAAUCAGAGUGCAGCAUACGAAACUGGGAAAAUGUUGGUAUCCAUACCUCUGUUUCAAGGAUGCUCUCACAGACGCUUGUUAAUGGACAAACAUGCUACAAUAAAGUUUAUGCCGUAGAUAACGUUGGAUACAAGUCUGACAUCGUUUUGUCUGAUGGCGUUAAGGUUGAUGUUACUCCACCUGAACCUGAAUACUUGUUUCAUAUUGACAACAACUUGCUGAAAAACCCUUCAUUUGAAUUACAUCAAAGUUCCUUACCAAUAAACGACACUAGUCUUUAUGAUAUCUGCAGUUUAACUCCCGAUUUUUUUCCUGAUCACUGGUCAUUAACAUCCGGAAGUUGUGUAACAGCUGUGUCAUCAAUGAUGAAUUUGGCUAGAGAUGGAAGAUCAUUUCUUUUCAUUAGAGGGAGUGUGAAACAGGAAAUUAAAGGAAUAAAACUUGGAGGACUUUAUCGAGUUUACUUCUACUCUAGUCAUCCCCCCGUGAUGGCUGCAUUCGUCUCUAAUAAAGAGGGAUUUAUUUCAGUUUCAGAAUCAAAACACGUGUUUCUUCUGUAUUCAAAAGCGUAUAGACACGAUGAACACAAAUUAUCUUACACUCGAGAAAUUGUUUCCUGGCAGAAGCAUACUUUUUAUUUCAAAGCAACACAGGAAAACAUGAUUUUAGAAAUUGGUAGUGCUGAUUCAAAGACCGGACUUUUUCUAGACUACUUAUCUUUGCAAAACGUUGAGAGGAUUCGUAACAAUAGUGCUGAGUCUCAGGUAUCCGCCCAUGUCGUGUAUAUUCACCAGUGGGGUUCCAUACACGGAGCCUGGAGUUUCUUUGAAGACAACAGCCCAAUAACAGAGUACAACUGGGCCAUAGGAUAUACGGAAGGUGGGACACAAAUACAACAAUUUACUAGCACGGGAGUUCAGAAUUUUGGAUACAAUUACAACGUCACAUUGAUUCACAACACAUUAGUCCACGUGACAGUAAUCGCGUCAAAUGCUGCAGAGCUGGUAGGAAUAUCUUAUUCCAAACCUGUUCUUGUUGACCUGACACCGCCUGAAAUUGUUUAUGUCUAUGAUGGAAGAUUAUCAACUACAGAUGAAAAUGCUUGGACAGACAACGAAGUUGUAAUGAACUUUAUGGUGAAAGAUGAAGAAUCAGGCAUCGACUAUUGCGAAUGGGCAAUAGGUUAUCAACCACAAGGUAUCGACUUACAAACGUUUUAUAGAUUGGGUGCCGGAGAAUAUUUAGCGUCCAAAGACUUCGACUACAGUGUACUGGAAAGUAAAACAAUAUAUUCCACAGUCAGAUGCCAUAACCGUGCGGGGUUGUUUUCUUCCAAAUCAUCUGAUGGAGUGAAAAUUUCAGUUCUACCGCCAUCUAUAACAAAUGCAAAAGUAACUGCUAUUCCGUUGUCUAUCACCGAAUACAAGGCUGGAUUUCAUUAUCAAAGUAAUGUUAACAAUGUUAGAAUACAGUGGUUCGGAUUUGAAGACUAUACGGGAAUUGAACAAUUCAAGAUUUCAUUUCAUGGCCACAGAUCAACGUUUAAAGAAAAAAUGACGUUUCCAGUUGUACAAGAUAUCCAAUCUGUAGACAUCGUGAACAUGAAUAUGCCAGAGGGACUAAAGAAUAUCACAAUUCAGGCAAUUAGUAAACUUUUACUGGCCAGUGAUAAAGUCAUCUACAACUUGACAGCUGUUCAUUCAAAACCGACGAAAAAAGGUAGCACUUUGGUUCAUUCUUGGCAUACCGGAAACGAAGAGUUUACAGUGUCCUGGGAAGAUGUAUUUAUCUCUCAAUACCCAUUGUUUUAUGAAGUUACUGUCGGAACUGUUGAAGGUGGAAGUGAUAUUCUACAAUGGCAGGAAACAAAAUUGACGUCUGUAAAGUUCAGAUUACCGCCUACAAUAAAGAAAAGCUCAGUAGUGUCCCUACAUGUCAAUGUUAGGGCUAUAAGUGCUGGGGGAACUUUCGAAGACAUUAAGUUUGUAAUAAUCCAUUGAUAAUGUACAAAAACGUUGUUUUUGAAAGUAUGAAUAAGAAUGAAACUUACUCAAAUAAGAUUUUUAGAGACGAUAAAAAACAAACAUACUAUAUACUUAUAUUUGCUCAAAUACUUAAAAGAACAUAAAAAAGCUAUACAUGAUGUAAUGAAUGCACUAUCAAAAUAUGAUUAUAUAAAAUAAAACUUGCUCUAUAUUAACUCUAUUGAUACGCAAUACUUUUAAUAUAGUAAAAGAGGUUUUAAAAUUUUAUAACUUAUUAUGGAUAAGCAGAGACAUCAAAACGUUUACGAAUAUUCCGUCCUUUAUAAAAUACAUAUAAAAUACAUGUUUAUUAUAUUGAAAUUUAAGCUAUGUUUUUGCAAGGGUAAGAAAACAUGACAGAGAGCGGGGCUUGCCAAGCCCUCUUUACGCUUUGGAUCCGAGCCCAAAUAUCACUUAAAUUUCAAGACAGUAUUCAUGUAUUUUGUGAAUCCUUUUUAUAAUAAUCAUAUAGGGAUUGUAUUAUAUUGAUAAGAAUGCUUUGAAAUUCAAAAACUUUUUUUUAACUUAUCCAUUGGUAUUAUUGAAUGCACCACGCGUAUGACCAGUAUUGCUGUUUCAAAUUUACAAGUAAUUUACAAUCCUGAAAAUUAUAGAUACUUAAAACAUAGUCUUUUCAUUACGAAUUACAUGUAUCUAUAUAUCUUGUUUAACUAAACACAAAGUGUACAAAAGACAUCAUUUAAAUCCUAAAAUGUAAUGCUUUUGUAUGUUGAGAGUUCCGGUAAUGCAGAUAAAAUGAAUCACGUUUUUGAAUACGUUAUCCUAUUUGAAACCACACAAAGACAUAUUUUUUAAAUAAAAGUAUGCACACGA
Magallana angulata is the source of this 11421-nucleotide messenger RNA. RefSeq lists its product as uncharacterized. The coding region runs from base 100 to 10563 and encodes 3487 amino acids. The transcript has 54 exons. The record is from RefSeq and is a predicted model, not a curated record. Lineage: Eukaryota; Metazoa; Mollusca; Bivalvia; Ostreida; Ostreidae. Gene Ontology annotation, molecular function: protein binding.